Molecule: messenger RNA, 3100 nt
Organism: Epinephelus moara (kelp grouper)
Lineage: Eukaryota; Metazoa; Chordata; Actinopteri; Perciformes; Serranidae
Exons: 3
Coding region: 60-497 (145 amino acids)
Source: RefSeq, a predicted model, not a curated record
ACCUGUACUGGGCAUGUUCAGUGUCAGUGGAAAACACCAGCAGCAUUGUCUCUGUUCUCAUGGCUGCACCAAAACCUGAGCGGUGUGUGACUCUCUUCAUGUGUUUAUGGAUAUCUUCUGUGGCUAUAGAAGCACUUACAGUAAGCCCCAGAGAAAAUGUCAUGCUUCAGUGUCAAGCUCACAAACUGGACUCAAUCAAGAUGGUAAAGUGGCUCAGACCUGACCUGAAGUCAGACGGCUAUGUCUUCUUCUUCAGAGACGGCAGUCCACUUAAAAGCUACCAGCAUCCAUCUUUUCGUGGUCGAGUAGAACUGAAAGAUCCAGAGAUGGAUAAUGGAGUUGCUUCAGUGAUUCUGAAAAAUGUCCAGUGGACAGACACUGGGACAUACGAGUGCCAUAUUGGAGGUACCAGGAGAGGGCAGCCAAAGAAAAUCAAGUGCCACAUUAAAGUAACAGUUGCAGACUCAGGUGAGUUUGUAGAGCUCAGACUCAGUUGACCGAGCUGGACACUCUGAGGUUGGUGGAGACACUGAUAGAAGAGAGAAGGGUGACGUGAAGACUGACAUGGAACAGAACAGGGAUGGUUUUGUUGGACUGCUGGUUGGUUUCUCAGUUUUUGCUGUGCUUCUACUUGGUGGUGUUACUGUUGUGAUUUAUAUUAGAAAAUGUAAAGGAGAGAAAAAUACAUACAGGCCUGCUGAAAAGGCAGAAACUUCCUUGAUGAACUCAAAAUAACUCCAGAGCUAGUUGAUGGACACUAAUGUGCUGGACCGCUGCAGGAGACCAUAAAAAUACCUGAAACAACACAGUGCAACAAGACGACUGUAACACCCGAGGAGCAGUUCAUACACUGUGAUGUAUCUGAACAUGUUGCAUAUCUUAUUUGUUUUCAGGGAAAUCAUAAACAGUGUGAUCAUGUGUUUCCUGUGCUGGUAUCCAUGAUGUUCCUGUGAUUACAGUCACAUCAGCUGUGACUCAAAUCUUAUUAUUUAUACAGUAAUUAAAUUAUUGAAAGCAGCAAGAGCCUCUUCCUCCUCUAAUUUAAUUUUCAAAUCACUUAAACCCCAGUGUUUUAUUUAAGGUCACAGACUCAUCACCCUCAACAACUUUUUAAACUUAGGCAACAAGCAGGGCCAUUUAUAGUUAAUUCAGCAAUUUUAAACUUGUUUCUCUGCCUUUUUAUUUUUCAUCCAAAAUCAUAUCCUGCAUGACACCAACCAAGUGCAGCCUCAAUAUUACUCCCACUGAAUUUCUUAAAGGGGCCGUUGACAUGGUUGGGCCCCAUAUUUUAUCAACUGACCUAUGGCUAAGCCCCGCCCCCCUCCACUCACCUGGACAAACUAUCAACAUUCAGUGCCCGGCGCUAUGGCAGGUGUCACAGUACACGGCAUUUCACAGGAGGCAACUGAUGAUUUUUGGGGACAUAACGAUCAGAUGUCAUUGAGAAGUAACCAAAAGGGCCUAAACUACGCAUUGGAGGGAUAUAUUCAUCAUUUUAUUGUUGAGAAGGUCGAUGAAAAGCUUAAAUUACAAGCCAAAAUUUACAGGUCACAGUGUACGCUUGUGAACCGCAUCUGGUUGCCGUCACCAUCAAAGACAACAAGUUAAAGUGCCACUGAAGUUAAGGUUUUUGGCUCAGAAUAUGAGAAAAGGAUAACGGCCUUUUUACCAUCUUUACCAAGAGUGUCUCUCCGUUAGUUUGGUGCUACAGUAUUUACACUGAAUCAUUCAGCAUAACGUUUGCCAACCUUUGUUAUCUCUGCCAUUACAGAUAAGUUAAUGAAGCUAAGCUCCAGAAGUUAACGUUAGCUUAACUAGAGCCCUUUGGACAACAGCUAACAAUGAUGUACGAUCACCAAAGUACAAAACUAGAACAAAAUAGGCUAAUGAACUCCCAGCAAACAAGGUGACAUGAUGAACAACGCAGCUAGGAGCUAACGUUAGGCUAACUUUAGCUAACGUUAGCUAGAGAUGUUAAAGAUAGCUUUAUAUUUCUUUCCAGCAAAGUGACAAUAUGUUGCCUCAAACACAAUGUUGACUUACCUUAGAACAGAUGUAGACAUCAUUGUUAAUCUUAUUCACGUUGAGUUGAUGUUGUGGUCUAACGUUACCACACAACUUUAUCCAAAGGAGACACUUUUCUCGGUUGAGGGCGGGGCUUAGCCACAGGUCAAUUAUUAACCACUUCCUAUUUACUUUGAAAUGAAAAACAACAUUAGCCGAGCUCAAGCUUCCAAAGUAAGGACUUCUGACCCUUUCGUUGUCCAGAGCACCUCUUACGCUUUGGACCUGUGAGAAUACGACCCUUCAUACCAGCAUCGUCCAUCAUGUGAAAUAUUUUCUACUUCAGUCCUCCAAGUAAUUUUUGAAACUCUUAUUUCAGGGGAAAAACAGAGCAAUUUGUUUGUACGCUGAAAAUUAGUGACAGACGAGGAAAUCAUAUCAGCCAUCCUACUCAAGACUUUUUGUCUGGUUCAUUUCUCUUGUAUAAAGCACUAGAUGUGCUCUCUUUAAUCCACUGCUCAUCAUCAUCAUUAUUAUUAUUAUUAUUAUUAUAUUAGUUUUUUAAGUUUAAAUUUGAAAUCUUUAAUCUGACUCUUUCUCCUUGACUGCUGUAACUGGAAUUUCUCAAUUGUGGGAUCAAUAAAGGUGUAUCUUAUCUUAUCUUAUCUUAUCUUAUCUUAUCUUAUCUCAUCUCAUCUCAUCUCAUCUUAUCUUAACUAGUUCAGAACGCAGCAGCUCGGCUUCUUACUGGUUUUAACAGACGACAUCACAUCGCCUUUAAGAUUUUACUGAUCACGUUAAUUUUUUAAAUUCUUUUCUGUUGUUGUUGAUUUCAAUUAAUUUUAUUAGUUUUGUUCUUUUAUGUAUUCAUGUAUAGUGACAUUUUGUGUCCUGCAUUUUGCACUUUUUUUUUUUUGUCCUUUUUUUUGUUUUAACUUUGACCCAACUACUUUAUUUAUUGUCCUGCUUAUGUCUGGAAGGACUGCUUUGCUUCCUGUUGUUGUGUUGCCCUCAGAGUUUCCACUUCUGUUCUUGCUUUGUUUGUCAAAGCAUUUUUUAAACUGUUUAAAGGUUCUGUGAAAAAUGAAGGUGUGAU